Messenger RNA from Ilex paraguariensis (yerba mate), 183 nucleotides. The record is from the annotation of a GenBank genome assembly. NCBI's taxonomy places the organism in Eukaryota, Viridiplantae, Streptophyta, Magnoliopsida, Aquifoliales, Aquifoliaceae.
AUGGAGGAGCAUUUAGCUAAGGGCAUGAUUUACCCUCCAUUCACUAAUAUCAGAAAGAUCUCUGCUCACAUUGCUGCUAAGAAAUGCUUUGUAGGUGUGGCGACAAGUCUCCCCCGACCUGAGAAUCUGGUGAAGUAUGCUGAAAGGUGUAUGUACACUCCUACUUACCGGACAUACCAUUGA